UCUUCAUAAAAAGAUACAACUUAAUGGUUUAUUUUUUUGUGAAAAUGCUUGAGUAGCAAAACCACAAAACCAAAUCAGCACUUGUGGUUUGAAAUGUGCCGUGUCAGGAACAGGAAAUGCAUGUCUGAUGUUGGUUUAUGUUCAGACGGUCCGAGCUGCAGACUGUCAGUCGAUGCCAACUGCACUGCAGAGAUGGAGAAUAGACGUAUUCAUCUGGCUUGUGGACGUUUCUGCACCUACGUCGCAGUCAUCGCCGUUUUCAUCCUGUUUGGCAGCAACUUCGAAUGCGCCUGCAAACCACAAGUCUUUGACUGCAAAGUGUACCAGGUUCUACCAGUUUUUAUAGUUUUCCUGUUGAUUCUGUGGACAGACGGCUCGUUUCAGAGCGUCGGCAGACUCCUGUGCUCAGGUGUGUCCCGAGGCACACACACCCACACCCUCAGUUUUUGGGAUUCUUUCUUCUAUCACAUUAUCAAGGCAGCGUUCAUCGGCCUGCUGUGGGUUGUCGUGGUUUUGAUCGAUGGAGACUGGUACGUCUGCUGUCAGAACGAUGGCUCUGAACAACAGAGACAGUUGGCCUGCCGAGCCGUGGAGACGAUCACUGAAGAGGAACGAGUGACCAUCGCUGAACUGAGGAACAAGUCCAGGGUUAUUGGCUCCUUUCUGCUCUUGGGUAUUGUUUGUGUGCCAGCCCUGAUGGCGUCUCUCAGAUGGAGGAAAUGUUCCAGAAGGAAACAGUUUGAGAAACUGAUGUUAGAGGAGGAGGAAAAGGUGCUGAAGGAGAUUCUGAGGAAAUCAGCCAAAGAGAGGCUGAGCAGAGCGAUCGAGGACAGAGUACGCAGAAGCCGAUGGGAGGAGUGUUCUGAUGUGGCUGCAGAUCUGAUCACAUCUGAAGAGAUCUUUCCUGAACACGAGGAGCGACAUCCUCCACAGGAGACAUGAGACCAGAGCGUGAAACCUCCAUGAGAAGCAGAACGAGACUAAACUCUGAUUAUGUUCCACAGAUGUGACGUCUAAGCCCAAAGAAUCAAAUCCAGCUGUUUACUGGACCACAUGUACAGUCUGCUGUGGGUUACCUCUGUGUACAUCGAUGGAGACUGGUAUGUUUGCUGUUGGAAUGAUGAUUCUGGACAACAGAAACAGUUAGCCUGCAAAGACAAAAAUAACAUCACAGCUGAGGAACAGGCGAUCAUUGCUGAACUGAAAAACCAUUCAAUGGUUAUCGGCAUGUCUCUGCUCUUUUGUACCCUGUUCCUGGCUGCCUUGAUAUCAUCAUUUGGACGGAUGACAUGCUGUAAGGAUUCAAGUUGUUGCAACAGAAAUAUUCGGUACUACAAAGUGAUUUUGGAUGAGGAGGAAAAUGUGCUGAAAGAGAUUUUGACAAAAGCAGCAAAAGAACAGUUGACUAACGAAAUCAAGUUGAAAAUGGGUAAACCCGAGUGGCAGAAAUGUUUUGAUGUUGCUAAGGAACUGAUUGAACAACCCACUGCACCUACACUUCCUGAAGCAGCCGGAAACCAGGAGCACAUUCGUCUUGAACAACGGAGGUCAAAGGUUCAGAGGCCAGAGGAUCCGAUGCCAGAGGAACCAGAGGAUCGUAGGCCAGAGGAUCAGCAGCCAGAGGAUCAGAGGCCAGAGGCGGCUUGUCUUUUGGCGAAGGGGCAGGAGAGAAGGGAGGAGAAUCCAGAUUCAUCCGACGCUCGCCUAUAAAGAUGGAUCUUUUAUGAUAAUUUUUUUUAUAUAACACAACAUACUGGAAAGAAAUGUUGUAUUGACCUUAAACACUGGAUGGUUCAGAUCUUCCUGCAGCUAAAUGUAGAUAAGGAUAGAGGGAGAGAGGGAGAGGAAGGAAGAGAGGCCGUGGGUCUCAAGCAGGACCACGGCAACGGGUGCAACCACAAUCCAAGGAAAUCUGCAAGGAAAGCAGGAGGAAUAAGCCAAGUGUUGAAUAUGUGAAUAUUAUUAUUGUGCUUUUACAGGGGCUUUGGCCUGAAUUCACGGUUAU
Perca flavescens (yellow perch) is the source of this 2005-nucleotide messenger RNA. RefSeq lists its product as uncharacterized. The transcript has 7 exons. The record is from RefSeq and is a predicted model, not a curated record. Bases 1054 to 1710 code for a protein of 218 amino acids. NCBI's taxonomy places the organism in Eukaryota, Metazoa, Chordata, Actinopteri, Perciformes, Percidae.